Messenger RNA from Oryzias latipes (Japanese medaka), 3482 nucleotides. It is a transcript of the gene clpxb, whose product is annotated as caseinolytic mitochondrial matrix peptidase chaperone subunit Xb. Lineage: Eukaryota; Metazoa; Chordata; Actinopteri; Beloniformes; Adrianichthyidae. Gene Ontology annotation, molecular function: ATP binding; zinc ion binding; protein dimerization activity. Gene Ontology annotation, cellular component: mitochondrial matrix. The record is from RefSeq and is a predicted model, not a curated record. Gene Ontology annotation, biological process: protein folding.
UAGAGGUAGGGCUAGUUUAACUUGAUCAACCUACUUCAAAAACAGAUCGCGUUACGGUUACAUCACUUAGGUUUUUGUGUGACCUACUUCGAAAAUAACGACCCUAAAGUAAAGUACCAACUCUUUCUUGGCCACUUAGCAGAUUCGGCUCUAACAGUCAGUGUGAUGCACUGGCUUUCCAAGUUAAAACAACAGAGACAGUUUUAAGGAUUUAGCAAAUUUGGUUUAACCGUAAUUGUCAAGUCGCGUAGUUCCAUCGAUCAUUCUAAUGUUGUUUGUCUGUCGCUACUGUACGUCACGGGCUUUGGCCUAGCUGAAGUAGCUACCUCAGAAAACUUUUUACACAGAAGCAAAGAUGUCGUGUCCGUGCACUUCAGCCGCCAGGUUGUUCCUUAACACUGCUCACAGAGGUUUGUCAUGUUCCAGAAUCCAACUGUUUUCCCUGAGUCGCCAGGGGUCGCGGGAGGCUCAUUUUCAUCCUCGGAUACAUGUGAGAUCGUUUUCAGAGACUGCUGUCUGUUAUGCGGCUAAAGAUGGAACACCCAGAGAUGGUGGGAAUGAUAGUGGAAAGAAAAGUGUUAGUGAGGGUAAAAGACUUUCUGGAUCUGGAGGAUCAGGCAAAGGUGGAGGCCAGCUGCGCUGCCCUAAAUGUGGAGACCCUUGCACACAUGUAGAGACCUUUGUAUCUUCAACAAGAUUUGUCAAAUGUGAGAAAUGUCAUCACUUUUUUGUGGUCUUGUCUGAAACGGACUCCAAGAAAGGGUUAAACAAAGAGGCAGAAUCCGCUGCAGAGGCGGUAAAACUGGCAUUUGCACAGAAACCUCCUCCUCCACCCAAAAAGAUUUAUGCCUAUCUGGACAAGUAUGUUGUUGGCCAGUCUUAUGCAAAAAAAGUCUUGGCAGUGGCAGUUUACAAUCACUACAAGCGAAUCUACAACAACAUCCCCGCUGGGAAUCGACAGCAGGUGGAGGUGGAAAAGCAGCCUUCUCUAACACCUCGAGAGCUAGAGAUGAGAAGACGAGAGGAUGAGUACAGAUUCACAAAACUGUUGCAGAUCGCAGGGAUCAGUCCUCAUGGAAACGCUCUCGGGGCAUCCAUGCAGCAGCAGGCGAGCCAGCAGGCACCUCAGGAGAAGAGAGGCGGGGAAGUCUUGGACUCCACACACACUGACAUUAAACUGGAGAAGAGCAACAUAAUACUUCUUGGACCAACUGGCUCAGGAAAAACUCUGCUGGCGCAGACGCUGGCACGUUGUCUGGAUGUUCCGUUUGCCAUUUGUGAUUGCACCACUCUCACUCAAGCUGGAUAUGUGGGCGAAGACAUCGAGUCUGUCAUCGCAAAACUGCUGCAAGAUGCCAACUACUCAGUUGAAAAAGCUCAGCAAGGUAUCGUUUUCCUGGAUGAAGUUGAUAAGAUUGGCAGCGUGCCUGGAAUCCAUCAGCUAAGAGACGUGGGGGGGGAGGGAGUCCAGCAGGGUUUGCUGAAACUCUUGGAGGGCACAAUUGUCAACGUUCCUGAGAAAAACUCAAGAAAGUUACGAGGUGAAACGGUGCAAGUGGACACAACCAACAUUUUGUUUGUUGCAUCGGGUGCUUUUAACGGCCUUGACAGGAUCAUCAGCAGAAGAAAAAAUGAAAAGUACUUGGGUUUCGGAACUCCUUCUAACAUGGGGAAGGGGCGGCGUGCAGCCGCUGCAGCAGACCUGGCCAACAGCAGCGGUGAGACGGACACUGUCGCCGAGAUCGAGGAGAAAGACAGGCUGCUGAAGCACGUGGAAGCCAGGGACCUGAUCGAGUUUGGAAUGAUCCCAGAAUUUGUUGGGCGUCUUCCUGUUGUUGUUCCUCUGCACAGCCUGGACGAAGACACGCUGGUCCGCAUCCUGACUGAACCGCGCAAUGCAGUGGUGCCUCAGUACCAAGCUCUGUUCAGCAUGGACAAAUGUGAACUCAAUGUUACCCAGGAUGCCUUGAGAGCUAUUGCCAGACUGGCACUGGAGAGGAAAACUGGAGCCCGUGGGCUCAGAUCAAUCAUGGAAAAACUCCUCCUCGAACCCAUGUUUGAAGUGCCGCAGUCAGACGUCAUAGCUGUUGAACUGGACAAAGAUGUCGUCCAAGGAAAAUCCACCCCCAGAUACAUCAGAGCCACAGCCAAAGAACCGUCAGAGGAAGAUUACGACUCGGGCAUUGAGGAAGAGAGCUGGCCUCGCCAAGCAGAUGCCGCAAACAACUGAACCACGUGUCUCGUUUUAGCAGAGGGCUGCAGCAGCUGAAGUUUUUCAGAUUCCGUGCUUGGGAUCAGCUCUUCUGUCAUCAAACGAACUGGACGACUGAGAGGAGGGUUUUUCUGGAAAAGAGUAACCUUUGGUCCCUUUGCGUCAUGAAAAUCCUCCAGUGGUGCACUCACUGUGGACCUUUGCAAAAUAUUUCAAUCUCUGAGGAUUGUUAACAUUUUAUCUAUAUAAAGAUAAUACAAUUUUAUUCAGAAAAUGAUUUGUAGCUAGAUUGUUUUCUCUUUGUGGUGACGGGCUAAAAUGGCAAGGGAAACAAAAAAAUAAAGACAAACGACGGGAUCAUACUGUACACUUGAAAAGAUGGGGUUGUUGAAAAGUGUAGAUGUGUGAUAUAAGCAGGUGAAGAAACGCCUUAUGUUUUAAGGGCAUAAUAUUCCACGAGCACAUCAGUAUUGUAACGUUUCCUUUCUUUAACACCGUUGUAAUAAUGGUGCUCAAAAUGAACUCGGUUGUAAACGUUUAGCUACUCUGCACAAGUAGGUAGCAUUUGUAGGCAGUUUGUAUGACCUCUAAUUAUGAGAGGUUUUUUUAUGUAUAAAUAAAACAUGCCAGCAAAGAAACGCAGCAAGUGAGAAUUAUUAGCGACCUUUUAAACAACCAGAAUAUUUCUUGAACAAUUUGAGUUUCUUCUUUUAACACACUCUGCAAGAAUGUGUUGAAUGCAGACCUUUGUAUUGCAGGAGGGCACCAAAAUCUUGCUUAAAAAGCAACAAAUAAUGUUAGCUGUGUAGCUUUAAAGUGAUUAUAAAAUAUCUUUAUAUAUCUAUAAAUAUCUAUAUAGUUGCUGUGCUUUACUGUUAAUAAUUGAAUUGGGUCUCUAAAAUAGAUGUUGAAAUAGUUCCAGGCUCUAAUGAUUAGUUCCGCGAUCCUUUGUUUCAAACUUUCCUUGUGCAGAACAGCUCAUUUCUUUGGUCGUUAGAAUAUCUCUUUACCUUUUAUCAGUGUCUUUAAAUAACACACUGCAUACGACUACACCCGAUAACUUUCAUGUGUCAGUCACCCUGCUGUACUCACCAAAAUUGUGGUGUGUUCAUAAAAUGAUGUUAAACUACAUUCAUAUUUUUUCCCCAGGAAGUUUCAAACUGCCUUUUUCAGAGGUCUGUUACAAAAGCUACACCCCCACCCCCCUAAUGCUUGUAAAUUUCACACUUCUUGUGAUUGUUAAAUAAUAUAAAUAAAAUAUAAAUCUGUA